Messenger RNA from Notolabrus celidotus (New Zealand spotty), 7092 nucleotides. RefSeq names its product protein mono-ADP-ribosyltransferase PARP14-like. Gene Ontology annotation, molecular function: NAD+ poly-ADP-ribosyltransferase activity; transcription corepressor activity. The transcript is spliced from 23 exons. Gene Ontology annotation, biological process: negative regulation of gene expression. The coding region runs from base 308 to 6010 and encodes 1900 amino acids. Gene Ontology annotation, cellular component: cytoplasm; nucleus. The record is from RefSeq and is a predicted model, not a curated record. Lineage: Eukaryota; Metazoa; Chordata; Actinopteri; Labriformes; Labridae.
CACCCAUCAGCACCCUCAGCACCCCUCAGCACCCCUACUUCCCACGGCCAGGGUGUUACCAAAAGUUGAUCUGGAUCCAGACUCUCAGAGGGGGUCUAAAGGCUCCCAGCUCCUGUUACAGUUACAUCUGUGUCAUGGUGGAAACGAUUCUUAUUUUCUUUCAUUUACACAGAAACGAAAGUGAAAGCACCCUGAGGAGGAGGAGGAGGAGGAGGAAGAGGGGGAGGGGGGAGUCUCUCUGCCUGUUUGUGUAAGAGAGUCUUUCAGAGUCUCUCAGAGUCUCAGAGAGCUCGAUCCGGACUACAGCAUGGGGGACACCGUGGAGUGUCCGCCGGUGACCGUGGAGGGGGACUGGACUCAGGCUCCCUCUAAGACCGUGAAGAACAAACUGCAGCUUUACUUUAACAGCAGGAAGAAGUCCAGCGGAGGAGACUGCCGGGUGGAGCUGGAGGACGGAGCCCCGAGAGCAGACGUCUAUUUCCGGUCAGAGGAGGUGAGAGAGCGAGUCCUCGCCCGUCAACGCCACGAAAUCCUCCUUCACAAGCCUGUGAAGUUACGUCUGAGUUCUGCACCUUGUCCGACCAACGGUGACGACGUCUCAGAUCCAUCAGCAGACUCAAAGCCUCGGGAGUCAGAAGUGGAGGCUGAAGAUGGAGCCUCUGCAGAGAAGAAAAACGAGUCCGUUCAGAUCCUCUCUGUGGUUUUGGACAACGUGGGAGACAACAUACAGAGAGACCUGCUGCAGAUGCUGGUGGAGAACAUCUCUGGGGUGGAGGAAGGUUCCUACAGUCUGGAGAUGAUCUUAGAGAGCAACAGAGCCGUGGUCACCUUUAACAGCCCUGCAGAUCUGGAGAAGUUCCUCUCUGUGAGUCAGACCAGUCAGAAGCUGCAGAAAUACAAAGUGAGCGCCCGGCAGCUGGAGGCGGCAAACAGCGUCCGAGUGGAGAGCCUCUCGUCUCGUGUGGUCGAUGACAUGUUGGAGAUGUAUUUUGGAAAACACUGGGUCCAGCCCGAGAGCAUCAUCAUGAUCCCAGAAGAAGAGGCCGCCAUCGUAACUUUCACUGACCCCAAAGUUGUGGAAAGCAUUUGUGUCAAACGAGACUAUUCCAUUGGAUCCACUCCUGUCCGGGUGUAUCCGUACUACGAGUCCCUGAGCACCGCCUUGUACGGCAAAGAACGACCAACAUGGAAGAUGCCUGAACCGCUCACAGAGAGUGUUCAGAGUGUUAUCUGGAAAUUCCUCCAGAAGAAGAAACUGUUUGACAGCAUCAACGAUCAGAUGCGUCCGUACCACUGCAGCGUGAACAUGGAUAAACCCGAAGCCAAGCUGAGCCCUGUUCCAAAUUAUUUGAGGCAGAAGGGUCUGACUGCCCAACAGGUGGAUACGUGGCAGAGCACCGCCCUGGACGCCUUCCGCCGGCUAAUGUCUCAGUACACGGCAUUCGAAUGUCCAGCAAACAAACCGGCAUGGAAAGCCGCAGAGGACGAAGUCCUAUCUGUCGUCAGGGAAGAUGCCGUCCUGGUUUUGGAUGCAUCCAAGGAGGUUUUGACUGUCGCUGGUCAAGCUGACAAUAUGAAAAAAAUCCGGUCCCCUGUGGAGGAUAUCGUUCUCAGAGCCAUGCGUCAGAAUGAACGGCAGACAAAAGGAGUCUCUGAGGCCGUUGUGUUGUCUCCUGCAAUGCACUACAUCCUGAAACAGGAAGGUCUACAGAAAGCUGCACAGGACACUUCCCCCGACAUGGACCUCUCCUACGAUACAAGCACCCAGAGAUUAUCCAUCAAAGGGCUGAGUGCAGAGGUCUACCAGAUGAAGUCGUGGAUCUUGGAGAAGAAUAUGAGCAUGAGUAAAAAACAGAUAGAGGUCCCUCCAAGUCUCCUCCAGUUCCUCAAGACCGUGGAUCCCAUGGGUAUGUCACAGCAUCUGUUCACAUCUCAAGGCAUCAGUGCCAUCUUCAACGUUGACAGCAAGGGCGUUUCGCUGGUGGGUUCCUCUGACCCAGCCCUCACGAGUGCAGAGAGUAAGAUGAAGGAGGUUUUGUCAUUCCAGACUCUGGAUGUGGAGGACCAGGAAGUUCUCAAACAUAACAAGUGGGCUAACUUGAACAAAGAGCUUCUGGACAGCUACAACUCCUCAAAGGGGAAAAUAGUGUCCAUCCAGAUCUGUCCAGGAACAAGAGAUAAAAUAACGGUGGCUGGCUUUAAGAAUCCGGUGAAAGAGAUCAGUCGUAGCCUGGUGGAAUUUAUUUCUGACCACUCACGAAUUCAAGAAUCUGUUCGUGUGAAGUCCUGCGCUGUUGUUCAGUUCAUUGACAAGAGGAAAUCCGAAGAGUGGUCCAGCAUCGCCAAAGACAACAGUGUUAACGUGAAUCUGGAUUCACGGAGGAAACGAAUCGUCAUCGCUGGAGCCCGUCUUCACGUCCAGAAGGCCAAGUCCUGUUUCAAAGAACUGACAGAUUCUCUCUUCAGUGACAACUUCAGUGUGAACAAACCUGGGGCAAAGAAGUACUUCCAGUCUCAGGGAGGCUUGUACCUGACUAACUUAAUGUCAGAGUUGAGCUGUGUGGUGAUGCUUCGCCCAGAGAACGAUGAGGAGGAAGAGGAGGAGGAGGUGGAAGUGACCUAUGAAGAAGGAGGUGGCGAAAGUUACUGCAAAGUGAAGACAGCUGGUGGAGUUCUGGUGUCUGUAAGAAAGGCAAACAUCUGCAGUUUUGGCGUUGAUGCGGUGGUCAAUGCAGCUAACGAGGAUUUGCAGCACAUUGGUGGUUUGGCUCUGGCGUUGCUCAAAGCUGCAGGACCAGAGCUGCAGAAAAUCAGCAAUGACCAUGUUUCCCAAUGUGGAAAACUACGUCCAGGUGAUGCCAUAGUAACGGGUGCGUGUAACCUACCUUGCAAAUACGUCGUGCACGCAGUCGGUCCCCGGUUCUCUGACUCCGACAAGAAGACGGCGGUGAGUCGUCUGAAGCUUGCCGUUAGACAAAGUCUGAAAGAGGCAGAAAAAGUGGAGUGCUCCUCCAUCGCGCUGCCAGCCAUCAGCUCAGGUGUGUUCGGUUUUCCAGUUGACCUCUGUACUGAGACCAUUGCCCAGGCAGUGCGGGAAUACUGCGACGAUCCUGGGAGACUAGGCUCACUGACUGAGAUCCACCUGGUGGACAACAAUGAUAACACCGUGAGAGUUCUGGCCUCAGCCGUCAACAGAGAGUUCAGUGACCUGGAACCAACGAUGACAAUACCACCACCGGCAGGAGGAGGAAGAGGAGGAAGACCUCAGGCUUCGGGCGGAUAUCAGCAGGGCCGAGGUCGAGGUGGACAUCAGGGGCCUUCGUCAAGGGGGCAUCACUUUAGUGAAAGAGGAGGAGGACAUCACGGAGGAGGACGAAGGGCCGGUGAGGCGGGAGAUGGAUUUCAGCAAGUUCCUCAGGGUAACAGAGGGCAUGGAGAGCACGGAGGGCACCGAGGGCGCGGAGGGCGCAGAGGGCGCGGAGGGCAUGAAGGGCCCGGAGCGCACGGAGGGCAUGGAGCGCAUGGAGGGCCUGGGAGGAUGGAGCAGACCACAGCUGAGGGUCUGAAGAUUGCUCUCUGGAAGGGAAACAUUCAAGACCAGACUACUCACGUCAUCGUCAACACCAUCGAUGAGAACAUGAACCUGAAGCAGGGAGCCGUUUCCAAAGCCAUCCUGCAGGCGGCCGGGCCCAGCCUGCAGAAAGCUGUUCUGUCUCAAGCCGGCGUGUCUACGCUGCUGUGGGGUGACGUCAUCAUCACUGAUGGCUUCAACCUUAUGUGUCAAAAGGUCUUCCAUGUGGUUUGCCCUUUUUGGGACAACGGAGGCGGUCAGGCAGAGGAGACGUUGGUCACCAUCAUCAGACACUGUCUGAUGGAGGCCGAGAAUCUUAAGAUGGCAUCGCUGUCCUUUCCGGCCAUUGGUACGGGGAACCUGAGCUUCCCCAGAGACGUGGUGUCCAGAGUCCUGCUGAGAGAGAUUCACGCCUUCAGCAGCAGAAAAAGCCCCACCCAUCUGAGAGAGGUGGCCAUCGUGGUCCACCCGGGUGACAGCCAAACUGUGGAUCGUUUCACCAGGGAGUUCAGAGGAAACACUGAGCAGAGAAACUUCCAGCAGGAUGCCUGGGAGAUGAUCGAGUCAGCAGCUGUGCAGAUACCCAGCCAAUCACAACAGACGUCAGCCUCCUUCGGUCAGGUGUCGUCCCCGUCCCUCGGCGUGUAUCAGAUGCAGAUGGGUUCGAUCUCCCUCGAGGUUUCAUCCGGAGACAUCACCAAGGAGACGUGUGAUGUCAUCAUCAACUCCUCCAAUCAAGCCUUUAACCUUCGAACAGGAGUGUCCAAGGCGAUUUUAGACAGCGCUGGAGUGGGAGUUCAGCUGGAGUGCACACAGAUCGUGAAUUCUCCGGGUUACCAGCCUCGUCCGCUGAUCAUGACGUCGGCCGGGCAGCUGCCCAGCAGAAACAUCAUCCACGUCAUCGGACAGAACGACCCCACCAAGAUCAAGGACAUCGUUUACUCUGUGCUGAAACUCUGCGAGGAGCAAAAGUUCAUGUCUGUCGCCUUCCCAGCCCUGGGAACAGGUCAGGGAGGGGCCAACCCUUCGUUGGUGGCUGACGCCAUGGUGGACGCGGUGGUGGACUUUGUGAGGAAGAAACACCCAAAGUCCGUUGGCAGCGUGAAGAUCCUGAUCUUCCAGACUUCCAUGGUGACCGAGUUUCACAAGAGCAUGAAGAGGAGAGAGGGAGAGGGGGUGGAGGAGAAGAGCGUCUUCACCAAGUUCAAGAAUGCUGUCACCUCUUUUUUAUUCACUGGAGGCUCAGAGGAGCGGUCCAACCGGGGUAACCUGGUUCUUGAGACGCAGGAGUUUGGGCUGACUGAGUUUCAGAUCUGUGCUGACAACAAAAAGGCUCUGAGUGAGGCUAAGAAGAGGAUCGAGGAGCUGAUUGUGGCGGAGCAGGCGCAGAAAACCAUCAAAGACUCAUACAUCAAUAAGCUGUCGCAGGAGGACAUGGACGAGCUGAAGGAGCUGCAGAGGACCCUGACGGUGAGCAUCCGUCUGGACAAAGGACAGGAGGACGAGGAGCCCAAAAUCCACCUGGAGGGUCUGACCAGGGACGUCUUUGCUGCCGAUUCUUCAAUCAGGGACAUCAUCCGGAAGGUGGAGAGGAACGAGGUCUUGAAGGGUAGGGCCCUGUUGGUGAGUUCGCUCGUGGAGUGGCAGUUUCAGCACCCCAAUGGGCAGAUGGUGCCCUUCGACAUUGUCACCAACCUCAAGCUGGAGGAGGCUCUGGAGAAAAAGGAAAAUGUGAAGAUCAAGAUCCACAAUCAAACCUACAACACUGAUCUCAAGUUUAUGAGAGCGGUUUCAUCGACGGGGGGGAAAAUGAUGGAGCUACUCCGAAAAGACUUGAAAGUUGAUGCUUCUCUGCCGUCACACUGGGAGGACAUGAAAGGCGACCUCCUCAAGCUGUUCCCUCUGAAAGCAGGAUCCAGUGAAUACACUGAUGUGGAGACAGAACUUACAAGGACUGGUCUCCUUGCCAACAUCAUCAGUAUUGAACGAGUCCAACAUCUGGCACAGUGGCAGGGCUACCAGAUAAAGAAGGAUCAACUGGAGAAGAAGAACAAUCACAAGAACAAUGAAAAGCGGCUUUUCCACGGUACUGGAGCCGACUCCAUAGAUCUCAUCAACACACACGGAUUCAACCGAAGCCACGCGGGAAAACACGCUGCGAUGUUUGGAAAUGGAACUUACUUCGCCGUGGACCCGAGCUACUCGGCACAAGGCUACGCCACGCCUGACACUAAUGGGCACAAGCGCAUGUACCUGGCCAAAGUCCUCGUUGGAGACCAUACCAAGGGAAGCCGUGGUCUGCUCACCCCACCAUCCAAGAAUUCUGGGAAUGCUUCAGAUCUGUACGACAGUGUCACCGAUAACACAAACCCUCCAACCAUGUUUAUCGUGUUCAAUGAUUCGCACGCAUACCCAGAAUAUCUGAUCACAUUUACAUAAACUGCUCUGAUCAAACGAACCUCUCUGCUGUGUUCCAGUUUCUCCCAACAGUCUGCAAAAGAAGUUUGUUAUAUCAUAAAAUAUGUGACGUUAGGAAAGCUACCAGCAGUUCUUUCUUAGUGGUUUUAAGAUUAGUUGUUUGAUCUCUCAGACCUUUAAAAAACAAAAAAAACAACCUUAUUCACAAAAGUGUAUUUUGUGUUGACGAUGUAACGUAACACACAUUUAAUGAUUCAACCAGUGGGAUGAAAAAUGAAUACUGAUACCUUUGUUUGAACAGCAGAGGGCGCUGUCUGCCUUUGGCUUUUCUCGUCGGACGUCUGUAGUGGAAUAAAGGCGUACGGGCUGCAGGAGAAGAUUUAGCGGUCAACGAUGCACCGCUUGAGUUUACCACACAGGAUAUCUGACCACCAUCUUUAACAUGCUUCUCUUUUACUGAUCAUUAAAGGUUUCUAUCUGACGAUCUCUCUCUCUCUUUUAACACACCAAACACUCUCACUUAUAAUCACUCUUUCAGCUGUUUUCAUUUACUCCCUUAAGUUUGCCAUAUACAGGAAGUGCCUUUUGCAUCUUUUCAAAACAAAAGCACGCUUGUUAACAGAAUAGGAUAGAAAGUAACCGAGGCGUUCGAAGACGGUAACAGUUUAAAAAGUUAUCUCUUGAAAGCUCAAACAUUAACAGGGCUUUAGUUUCAUAUCGUGAGUUGAAAAUUGUCUAAAAUGCUAAAUAUUCAGUUUUCUUCAUCAUAACAAAGAAAAUAAGAUCAUACUCACGUUGGAGAAACUGGAACCUUCAAAUGUUGACUGUUUUUCUUGCCCAGUUGGGUUGUGGACAUUUGUGAGCUGUGAUUCAGUCACAUGAUGGAUGGGUUAACUCUCAGCCGUAUAUUAUGUUCUGUAUUUUAGUAUCAUAUAUUAUUUCACACACUGAAUAAACGUACAAUCACAUGUUAUCACUGUUUCAAUGGAGAGGGAAUGAAUGAGUGUUUCUAAAUCAUCAUCUACUUUUACACUUUGGGUUUGUUUUGAUUUGAAGUGUUUUCUGAACAGCUGUUUAUUAAAGGAGAACCCUAAAAACAACAA